UGGUCAUUGUGGUUGGCGCUCUUCUUCCAUUCGUAAGUUGACAUGCGUUCAGUAGCGUCUCAUCAACCGGCGUCGGCCAUUUUGCCGUCAUAUGCUCUUUGGGCCGGCGCUAAAAUAAUAUAUCCAGCCGCAUUGCGGCCAUCGGAUACUUAUUCAUUUCAAGGCGGAUAAGACUGAUUUAUCAUGUAUUUGUAUAACCUUACACUGCAAGGCUCUACGGCCAUCACGCAUGCCGUGCAUGGUAAUUUUUCCGGCACCAAGCAGCAGGAAAUAAUUAUAUCGCGAGGGAAAACGCUGGAGUUACUACGUCCUGACCCUAACACUGGAAAAGUCCACACGCUCAUGAAAGUAGAAAUAUUCGGCGUUGUCCGGUCGAUGAUGGCGUUCCGGUUAACCGGUGGCACUAAAGAUUACAUUGUUGUGGGGUCCGAUUCGGGACGAAUCGUCAUAUUAGAAUAUAUACCAGCAAAAAAUAUACUUGAGAAGGUGCAUCAGGAGACUUUCGGAAAGUCUGGCUGCAGAAGAAUAGUACCAGGACAGUAUCUGGCUAUUGAUCCGAAAGGACGAGCUGUGAUGAUCGGUGCAAUUGAAAAGCAGAAACUGGUGUACAUUCUCAAUAGAGAUGCUGAAGCGAGAUUAACAAUUUCAUCUCCUUUGGAAGCUCACAAAUCAAAUACAUUAGUUUAUCACAUGGUGGGAGUUGAUGUUGGAUUUGAAAAUCCUAUGUUUGCCUGCUUAGAAAUUGAUUACGAAGAAGCAGACUCUGACCCUUCAGGUGAAGCAGCUCAAAAAACACAACAAACUUUAACAUUCUACGAAUUAGAUUUGGGACUGAAUCAUGUUGUAAGAAAAUAUUCUGAACCCUUAGAAGAACAUGCUAAUUUCCUCAUAACAGUACCAGGUGGUAAUGAUGGCCCAUCAGGUGUACUUAUCUGCUCAGAAAACUAUUUGACAUAUAAGAAUUUAGGUGACCAGCAUGACAUAAGGUGCCCUAUUCCAAGACGUCGUAAUGACUUAGAUGACCCAGAGAGAGGAAUGAUUUUUGUAUGUUCAGCUACACACAAAACAAAAUCCAUGUUCUUUUUCUUGGCGCAAACUGAACAGGGAGAUAUAUUCAAAAUUACUAUUGAGACUGAUGAAGACAUGGUAACUGAGAUAAAACUGAAAUAUUUUGAUACAGUCCCUGUAGCAACGGCUAUGUGUGUUUUGAAGACUGGAUUUUUAUUUGUGGCCUGUGAAUUUGGCAACCACUAUUUAUACCAAAUUGCCCACUUGGGUGAUGAAGAUGAUGAACCAGAAUUCAGUUCAGCCAUGCCUCUUGAAGAGGGCGAUACAUUCUUCUUUGCUCCGCGACCUCUAAGAAAUUUAGUUCUUGUUGAUGAGCUAGAUUCGCUUUCCCCAAUAUUGGCUUGCCAUGUGGCUGAUUUGACAGGUGAAGACACACCCCAAGUUUAUUUAGCUUGUGGUAGAGGACCCCGAUCAUCUCUGAGGGCUUUGAGACAUGGUUUAGAAGUAGCAGAAAUGGCAGUUUCAGAACUGCCUGGAUCCCCUAAUGCAGUAUGGACUGUACGCCGCCAUAAAGACGAUGAGUUUGAUUCAUACAUCAUAGUAUCAUUCGUAAAUGCUACACUUGUGCUCUCUAUUGGGGAAACUGUUGAAGAAGUGACAGACUCGGGUUUUUUGGGAACUACACCUACGCUCAGCUGCCAUGCUCUAGGAAGUGAUGCUUUGGUACAAGUUUACCCAGAUGGUAUUAGACACAUACGAGCCGACAAACGAGUCAAUGAAUGGAAAGCCCCUGGCAAAAAGUCUAUUGUCAAGUGUGCUGUGAAUCAGAGACAAGUUGUUAUUGCGUUAACCGGCGGAGAAUUAGUCUACUUUGAAAUGGAUCCUACAGGGCAAUUGAAUGAAUAUACAGAAAGAAAAAAAUUGUCAUGUGAUGUUUCUUGUAUGGCUUUGGGAUCUGUGGCAACUGGAGAACAAAGAGCUUGGUUCUUAGCUGUUGGCCUUAUUGAUAAUACUGUCAGAAUAAUAUCAUUAGAUCCAGCUGAUUGCUUAGCCCCUCGCUCAAUGCAAGCUUUGCCAGCCAGUCCAGAGUCGUUAUGUAUUGUUGACCAACCAUUUGAAUCGGGUGCUAAAUCUGCAUUGCAUUUGAAUAUAGGUCUAAGUAAUGGAGUAUUAUUGAGAACAACCUUAGAUUCUGUGAGUGGUGAUUUAGCAGACACAAGAACAAGGUACCUUGGAUCUCGGCCUGUGAAAUUAUUCAAAGUCAGAGUACAAUCUGCUGAAGCAGUACUAGCUGUGUCAUCUAGAACAUGGCUAGGGUACCAAUAUCAAAAUCGUUUCCAUCUCACACCACUGUCAUAUGAAUGCCUAGAAUAUGCUGCAGGUUUCAGUUCUGAACAGUGUACUGAGGGUAUUGUAGCAAUCUCUUCAAAUACCUUGAGAAUUUUGGCCUUAGAAAAAUUGGGUGCAGUAUUCAAUCAGACUUACCAACCCUUGGAAUAUACGCCGAGAAAGUUUAUAAUCAACUCUGACAAUAAUCAAAUCAUAAUUUUAGAAACUGAUCACAAUUCAUACACCGAAGAAAUGAAGAAGCAGAGAAGAGUUCAAAUGGCACAAGAAAUGCGCGAAGCUGCCGCCGGUGGUGGGCCGGAAGAGCAACAGCUAGCAAACGAAAUGGCUGAUGCCUUCCUUUCAGAUGUUUUACCUGAAAAUGUUUUCUCAUCACCUAAAGCUGGAGCAGGUAUGUGGGCGUCACAGAUCCGCGUAGUUGACAUGAGCGUGAGCGGCGCUCAGCCGAGUACUGUGCUGAAGCUGCCGCUGGAGCAGAACGAGGCGGCCGUGUCCUUGUGCGCGCUGCGCUGGGCCGUGCACGCCGAGCACGGCGCGCUGCAUCUCGUAGUGGGCGUCGCCAAAGACCUCCUGCUCUCGCCGCGCACCUGUACGGAGGGGAGUUUGCACGUGUACAAGGUAUAUAACACUGGAAAAUUAGAACUCGUUCACAAAACGCCGAUCGACGAAUACCCUGGUGCGUUGGCAGCAUUCAAUGGCAAAUUGUUAGCUGGUGUGGGUCGCAUGUUGAGACUGUACGACAUCGGUAGAAGAAAAUUAUUGCGCAAAUGCGAAAACCGACACAUACCAAAUCUUAUUGCCGAUAUUAAAACUGUCAGACAAAGAAUAUUUGUAUCAGAUGUGCAAGAGUCCAUAUUUUGCGUAAAGUACAAAAAAAGGGAGAACCAGCUUAUAAUAUUUGCAGAUGAUACAAAUCCCAGAUGGAUUACAAAUACCUGCAUCCUAGACUACGACACAGUAGCCAUGUCUGAUAAAUUUGGUAAUAUAGCUGUUAUGCGAUUACCCCAGUCUAUAACAGAUGAUGUAGAUGAAGAUCCUACAGGAAAUAAAGCAUUAUGGGAUAGGGGUUUACUCAAUGGUGCUUCUCAAAAAGGAGAUAUUGUCGUCAAUUUCCAUGUAGGCGAAACUGUUACGUCCCUACAGCGUGCAACUUUAAUUCCUGGUGGCUCCGAAGCGCUGCUUUACGCUACUGUCAGUGGGUCACUAGGUGUAUUUCUACCAUUCACCUCGAGAGAAGACCAUGACUUCUUCCAACAUUUAGAAAUGCAUAUGAGAAGCGAAAACUCACCUCUUUGUGGCCGUGAUCAUUUGUCAUAUAGAAGUUAUUAUUACCCAGUUAAGAAUGUGAUCGAUGGAGAUAUGUGCGAGCAGUUCAACUCGUUGGAUCCUGCGAAGCAGAAAGCGAUAGCGGGAGACCUCGAACGUACACCUGCAGAAGUUUCUAAAAAACUAGAAGACAUUAGAACUAGAUAUGCGUUUUAAGUUUAAUAUUCAUGGAUUUGCUAAAUAUAAGGAAUUAUUCGUA
This is a messenger RNA of Vanessa atalanta (red admiral), 3880 nucleotides long. RefSeq names its product splicing factor 3B subunit 3 (gene Sf3b3). Gene Ontology annotation, biological process: mRNA splicing, via spliceosome. The transcript has 17 exons. The coding region runs from base 184 to 3837 and encodes 1217 amino acids. The record is from RefSeq and is a predicted model, not a curated record. Gene Ontology annotation, molecular function: protein binding; U2 snRNA binding. Gene Ontology annotation, cellular component: nucleus; U2 snRNP. NCBI's taxonomy places the organism in Eukaryota, Metazoa, Arthropoda, Insecta, Lepidoptera, Nymphalidae.